Eleginops maclovinus (Patagonian blennie) is the source of this 5313-nucleotide messenger RNA. RefSeq names its product phosphatidylinositol glycan anchor biosynthesis, class O (gene pigo). NCBI's taxonomy places the organism in Eukaryota, Metazoa, Chordata, Actinopteri, Perciformes, Eleginopidae. Gene Ontology annotation, molecular function: mannose-ethanolamine phosphotransferase activity. The transcript is spliced from 11 exons. The record is from RefSeq and is a predicted model, not a curated record. Gene Ontology annotation, cellular component: endoplasmic reticulum membrane. Gene Ontology annotation, biological process: GPI anchor biosynthetic process. The coding region runs from base 200 to 3475 and encodes 1091 amino acids.
CCGCCGGGUUGCACGCACGCUGCAGUUCCUAGCUGCUGUCACCAGCCUCUAAUCUCAUCGUACCGGAGUUCCAAUGAAGGUGAGGGGGGUGUCGCGCCGUUCUCUAUUUACCUGAGACACCUGUACCCUUGUGUUGUUACUACACACACAGACAUCCGUCCUCUGGCCGAGAGAGGAGGAAAACCCGACUGCUGCAAGAAUGAAGAAGCUUCCAGUGCUCUCCCUGCUCCUGUGGGUGUGCGCGGUGUACUUUGUGGGCAUUUACCUGUUCGUCGGUGGCUUCCUGCUGGUGAGGCUGGAGGUGAACCGUACCAGCACCUGCGGGGACGUGCUGCAGCCCGGAGAGGAGCCAGCUGACUUCUGCCGGGUCCGGCCUCGGUUCCGCCGGGCAGUCCUCCUCAUCAUCGACGCCCUUAAGAUCGACUUCGCCUGGUUUGACCCCAAUAACACGUCUCCCAGACCUUAUGAGAACAAGCUGCCCGUGCUGGAGGAGACAGUCACAUCUAGGCCUUCACACAGCCGCCUGUAUCCUUUCCGAGCUGACCCACCUACGACCACCAUGCAGAGGAUCAAGGGCUUCACCACUGGCUCCUUGCCUACCUUUGUGGAUGUAGGAAACAACUUUGCAUCCAGUGCCAUCUUGGAGGACAACCUCAUCCACCAGUUUGGGCAAGUGGGCAAGCGCGUGGUGUUCAUGGGCGACGACACUUGGGAGAAUCUGUUUCCGAAGAAGUUCCACCGCUCGCUGCCCUUCCCUUCCUUCAACGUGAAGGAUCUGCACACCGUGGACAACGGCAUCCUCCAGCACCUCUACUCCACCAUGGUGGGGGAGGAUUGGGAUGUCCUGGUCGCUCACUUCCUCGGGGUGGACCACUGCGGUCACAGGUUCGGCCCCGACCACCCGGCCAUGGCGGACAAGCUGACGCAGAUGGACGGAGUCAUCAGGUCUGUGAUCGACCGCCUGCAGAACGACACCCUGCUGGUGGUGAUGGGAGAUCACGGGAUGACAGACACAGGGGAUCACGGCGGGGAGAGUCAGAAGGAGACGGACGCUGCCAUCUUCCUCUACAGUCCCUCCCCUCUGUUCCCCGGACCGCCCACACAGAGCGAACCGGACGUGGUGCCGCAGACAGAUCUGGUGCCUACCCUGGCUCUGCUGCUGGGGGUGCCCAUCCCGUACAGCAGCGUGGGCCAGGUCCUGCUGCCCGUGUUCCCCCCUCACGGGCAGACAGGAGGUGCAGUAGGAGGUCUCAGCCAGCUGGAGGCGCUGUGGAUCAAUGCUAAACAGGUCAACCGUUUCCUGGAGACGUACUCCGGCAUGGCCAAAGACAUCCCGCCGGAGAGCCUCUCUCAGCUGAAGUCAGAAUUCUCCCGCCUCUCCUCCGAUUACCUCGCCACGGUCAGAGAUGGUCGCCCCCCCUCCCCACGGCUGGCCGCCUCCCUGCAGGCCUACCUCACCUCCGUCAGAGCCACCUGCCGCGCCACCUGGGCCCGCUUCAACCCGCUGAAGAUGGCGGCGGGUCUGGCCAUCCUGGCGUUCGCCUGCCUGACAUGUUUCAUCGUGUCCGAGCUGUCCCUGGUGCUGAUCCGGGAGAGCGGCCCUGGUUUGAAGCCGCCGGUUGCCGUGGCUUUCAUAGCGGGCGUUUGCGUGGCGGUCGUUCAGAUUGGCAAGCAGGGCUACGUGGAGGCGUCGUGGUGCCUGGCUGCGGCCGCCCUCAGCUCCGAGCUCCUCUUUCUCUGGAGAGCCCGUCGCUACAGAGCUGUCCCUGUGGAAAAAAACGGCUCUAAAGCGCUGAAGAGUCCGAGUUGGCUGACCCCGCGCCGCCUCCUCAUCCCGCCGCUCCUGGUCCCGCUCCUCCGCUGCGCCUCGCUGCUCUCCGACAGCUACGUGAUCGCCGAAGGUCGGGCCGUCACCUUCCUGGUGUUCUCUCUGGCUCUCUACAUUCCCAUCCAUCUCAACUGGGAUGGCCUGCUCCUCCCCCCCAGCCACGACCCUCUGAAGGCCGCGGGCUUCCUGCCUUCCCCGGCCCUGUCCCCGUCGACCGUGAGGAAAGAAAGCGGAACCCUCCUCGCCUGCCUCGGAGUCCUGGUGGGCAGCCUCUACCUCUCCCUUUCCUUCCACGCGUGUCGGGAGGAACAGGGCUCCUGCCAACCGUCCCCGUUCCUCUCCCCCCUCGCCCGGCUGCAGGACAACCAGCUGAAGAACCUCCACUACGUCCUCUCCGUCCUCUCGCUGGGCUUGUGGACGUACCUGCUCAAACGCUGCCUCCGCCACUACGGCAACCUCAACGCCUCGAGUGGGGCGGUGUUCACGGCGCGCUGGAUCCUCCCGCUGACCUCUGUGUGCCUGGCGCUUCACUGGGCCGUCGGCGCCACCCCCGAGGACAGCUUCCGAAACCUGUCGGAGCUGAUCGGUCUGGCACAGCUGGCGCUCCCCAGGGCCGCCUUUUGCCUCCUGGGACUCGGGCUGUUCCUGAUCUGGCUGGAUCCGCUCACCGUGUUCAUCAAGCCUAAGGCCACAACUCCAACCCGGGGUCAGUCUCAGACCCCGCCCCGCUACCGAGCGAGCACCGGCAUCAGCACCCAGGCCGAGCUGCACCACCUCAUCCCGCAGAUCUACCAGCGCAUGCGUCGCUCGCUGGACGACGGGGAGCAGGUCGUGGGCAGCGAGGUGGACAGCAGCCCUGCGGUGAAGGCGUACGGGCUGGGGACCGUCUACUCGGCGCCCUUGCUGCUGUUCUGCGGUAUGCUGGGAAUCGGACUUCUGCUGCUGCACCCGGAGGGCAUGGCUCUGUCUUUCCUCCUGCUACUGCUGGAAAUGGGAGCUCUGUUGCACAUGCACGCGUCCUCCACCACCCUCCGAGGCCUGCAUGGAACUUUCUCUGCUGACUUUAACGUCCCCUGGACUCCCGUGGUGCUCUGGUCCCUGGCCGCCACGCAGUUCUUCCACGCCACAGGUCACCUCCCCACCUUCCCCUCCAUCCAGUGGGGCGCAGCCUUCGUGGGGUUCCCUGACGGACACACAGGCACCGUACUGCCCGCCUCUCUGGUCACCCUCAACACUUUCGCCUCUCACAUCUUGUUCUCAGUGGGCUGUCCGCUGCUGCUGUUCUGGCCCCUGGUGCGUGAGGUGCGUGGGAGCCGGGGAGGCAGGGCCUGCGGGGACGAGGGAGAGGACGCUGUGAUGGAAAUGAGACUGAGAGAAAACCCCCAGCGGUUCACCGCCGCCCUGCUACAACUCGCAACACGCUACCUCUUUAUUCUCGGAGCACAGGUCUUCUCUUCGGUCUGUGCUGCUGCUAUCCUCAGGAGACACCUCAUGGUGUGGAAGGUUUUCGCACCCAAGUUAAUGUUUGAGGCCUCUGGGUUCCUGGUGAGCAGCGUGUCUCUGCUGAUUGGGGUCGCGCUGGUGCUGCGAGUGGACGUGGCUGUGGGGGGAUGGUUUAAGAGACUCAUCCCAGAGGCAUCCAGGUAGCAGAGAGCAGAGGAAAUGGACAUGGCAGUCAACACUGUAUAGUUUUUAUAUGGACCUCUCACAAAAACAUUGCCAUCUGUGUCUGACAUCAGGAUCUCCACAAAUACGUCAUGACGAGGCCACCGCACACUUCCUUUUUUCAGCCAGAGGGAUUUUUAGGAUGUCAAAUGUUGGACUGACUGAGUCAUAUUAAAGAUUUUGUACUAUAAGACGAUAAGCUUGUAGACCGCCUCACUUAGCUGAUGAGGUUGGGGACUUUUAGUUGUGUGCGGUCAGUGGAGGGAUGUCUGAAUGUCUCCUGUUUUCUAACUAAUAGCAUGGAUAAAACAUUUCAAGCCAGACCGUUUACAGCAGCAGUCUUAUAACAGUUAGCUAGCAACAAUACUUAAACAAACUUGGCCUUUGAGGAUUUCUUUCCUCCAAUUUCAAAGUGAAUCUUGCAUACGUACGGAGGCCCAGAGACGCAAGUGAGAGAAGCAAAUCUGCCGGAACUUAUUGUCUGUCCUGCAUUUAAUAAGCUAUCUUUUGCCAACAUGGUACAUGUUUUGUUUGUUAGCAAAUUCCGUUACUGCCGUGUCUUUGUUUGGCUAGAAAUUCAUUUUAAUCAUUUAAUUAAUUAUACCUUGAUUGCGACCCAUAAAUUCAUUGAGGAACGAAAUUCAAUUAUAAUAAAGCACAGUUAAAAAAUACUAUGAAACAAAAUAAUAAAAUAUAAGAUAUGAAAAAAAUAAACACUAAUACUUUUUAAUAAAUUAAGCAAAAUAAGAACACCUAGAAAUUACAUUUAGAAAAACUACAUUUUAAAAGCUCAGCGUUUUUCUGUUCUGUAUCCGCCAUUAUCCUACCAUUCCAGCCUGAUCUAUAAGUGAUUUCGAAUGCAUGAAGAACAUCUGAAAGUCAACAUAAAAAAAAAAAAAUUGGAACAGGAGAAUUAUUUUCACUGUCCUCUCUGGGCUUCCGUACGUGUGCAUCUGCAGGAUUAAUGUUGGUAGGAAACUGAAGAAAUAAAAGGGCAUGUGAAUGUGUUUUACUGCAGAAGCUCAAUCUGUGACUCUACAGAAAGCCACUUUAACCACCAAAGCCAUCUGCCAUCCAAUGUGUGGAGCUACUUCAUGACCACAGCAGAAAUCAAGUGCAUUACACAUCUUAAGUGUUUGCUGGAGGGUUUUUUUGGUAUGUUUUCAAGAUGGUGAAAUAACCAGCACGUGCGGUUACUGCCAAUUGAGAUAGUAUUACUGUGAACUUAGUUUUUUUAUUUAUUUUUACACGGUUUUGGGUUCCUAAUCAUUUUUGAGGGUUCUGAUUCUUAACUCUAAUGCCUAUUUAUAAUUCCUUUUCAUUUCUUUUUUAAAAUCUCAAACUAAACUUUUGUCUUACUUAGGCCUCAAACUUUUAUUCCCUGGAACAGGUGCCUAAAUUUGACCAAUGCCUUUUUUUGUGUAUGAUGUCAUUAUGUUGACAGGGACAUUAAAUCCAGUUGGUUAAUUUAUUUCUGCGAGAUGCCUGAGUCAGUAUCUGAAGUAAGAUCUGUGACUGUUGUGCAGCUGUAGUCAGCAGCUAAAGCUAAUUAGCUAAUGCAUGGUAUGGAAGGGAUGUUGACUCAGGAUGAAUUAGCUACAGUGAAAUAGUACUGCGUUUCUCAGGCUGCUGUGUGGGAGUGACUGGUCAUUUAGAGCGGCUGCCGUAGUGAUCAGCCCAAAGUGAUGGUUUGGCUAGGUUGUGUGAUGACGGGGCACUUUUUUUGUUAUGUUCUCAAAAGUUUAAUAUAUGAAUAUCUGAUUAAUUAAGAUGAUUUUUUUCAUUCUGUGAGAAAUGUAAUAAAAGUUUUUUACAACAAA